Molecule: messenger RNA, 1027 nt
Organism: Cladocopium goreaui
Lineage: Eukaryota; Dinophyceae; Suessiales; Symbiodiniaceae
Source: the annotation of a GenBank genome assembly
UUGGCCGCAAACAAAAAAAACAUAUUUUUCGGUGGCACCAAAGAUGUGCACCAGAAGCAGUGUCGAGGCUUUGCUGGAAGAGCACGGCCAGAGUCUUCGCAGCGUCCUGGAGCAGCAGCAGCUGCUGGAGCGACGACACGAUCUCCUAUCGCAGGAAGUGCGCCAGCGCAAUGGACAGCUACAAGACCUACGCCGAGAACAUCGGCAGCUUCUGAAGGACUUCCAUGAGCUCCGGGACGAGUACAGCGCCGUGCGCGAUUGCCUCACCCAGGCCAGGGUGUUGCGGAAGGCGGAGUUGGAGCUCCAUCUGAGCAGGAGACGGGCGCCCCGCGUCUUGAAGCGGCUGCUCGAGGAGCCAGGUUUGGCUUUGUCCCUGGGCUGCGUCAUGGGCGUCAUCGGCUCCAUGCACCUGCGCGAAACUGCGCAAAGCUUGAGCGACGGCUUGUGCAAAUGCCUCAAGCUGCUGAAGAAAAGGAUGCCUCCUGACAUCUAUGUGCUGGGUGGUAAGAAUGAUUCUUCAGCGGCCUUGUGCAACGUGGAGUGCUUUAGCCCGCUGCGUGGAGAGUGGCAAGUCAUGCCGCCCAUGACGGUGAAACGUUAUGGCUGUGCCGCUUGCACGCUGGGAAAUUUGCUUUACGUCGUGGGUGGUCACGAUGGCCAAAAGGCCUUGGGCUCGGCGGAACGCUUCGAUCCCAGUGCAUCUAAGUGGAGCCGGCUGCCGAACAUGUUGACGCCUCGCUCACGAUGUGCUGCGGUGGCGGUGAAAGGCCGUCUCCACGUCCUGGGCGGCCGCGCGGAGUCGCGCAGCGUGCCGCAUGCCUUGGCCACGGAGCGUUUCGAUCCCAACACCUUCAAGUGGGAGGCUCUCCCAGCCAUGCCCCUGGCUCCACUGGGUUGUGCAGCGGCGGAACUCCAUGGCAGCAUCUAUGCAGUAGGUGGAAGUCUUUGAUUCCUCGGCCUCCAGUUGGUCCACCCUGGCGCCCAUGCCCAGGCAUCGUUUUGGCGUGGCCGCUGCGCAAGUGGCUGG